Kalmanozyma brasiliensis GHG001 is the source of this 4290-nucleotide messenger RNA. Its product is annotated as Exonuclease, RNase T/DNA polymerase III. The record is from RefSeq and is a predicted model, not a curated record. Gene Ontology annotation, cellular component: P-body; PAN complex. Gene Ontology annotation, molecular function: poly(A)-specific ribonuclease activity; protein binding; nucleic acid binding. Gene Ontology annotation, biological process: mRNA processing; nuclear-transcribed mRNA poly(A) tail shortening. Lineage: Eukaryota; Fungi; Basidiomycota; Ustilaginomycetes; Ustilaginales. The transcript has a single exon. The coding region runs from base 1 to 4290 and encodes 1429 amino acids.
AUGGCCGACUGGAGCGAGCAUGCCCACUACGGCAAUGCCAAUGGCCCCAUGGGUCUGCCGCCAGCCGUCACUGCACUCACCUUCGACUCAUACAGCGAGCUCCUCUGGCAAGGCACCUCUUUCGGCACCGUCUCUUCGCUUUACUCGUCACAACUCUCGCGCUAUACAUCAUACGCUGCGCAUGGCGUACCGACCCGGCCCUCGCCCGCAAAGGGCAUCCUAGCAGACGAACGACACAUCUACUCGAUUGGUGACAACACCAUCAAGUGCUCGCAGCGCCGCGGUCUUGCCAAAUGGACCACCCUCACUCAGGACAUUGGCACCAAUGCCAUGAACCUCGUCUCCAUGUGCGCUUCUCCGCUCGCAGCCUCGUCCGAUAUCGUCGCCGCAGGCUUGUCUCAGUCUGCUGCCAACACGGGCGAGAUCGACAAUGACAACGACCUCAUCGUCACGGUCAACAACAGCACCGGAGCUGUCGUCCGCACAGUGCCUGCAGAAGCACCCAUUGUACACGUGCGCAAGAGCGGUCGCUAUGUAUGCGCGGGCACCGUCAAUGGACAUGUUCAGCUUCGUGACCCACGCACACUCAAGGUCGAACAUCGCCUUCACGCACAUCCCGGUGGUCUUGUCGACGUCCAAGCAGACGGUCAUAUCCUCUAUUCGGUUGGUUGGACGGUUCGUCAAGGUCAUCCCGUACCCGAGCCGCUCGUCAAGGUCCACGAUCUGCGUACCAUGCGUGCACUCGUGCCCAUUCCAUUUGCAGCGCCGGGCGGACCGACGUUGCUGGCCAUCCAUCCCAAAUUGUCCUCCACCGUCAUCGUUUCGGCUCCCCAAGGCCAAUUCCAGAUCGUCGACAUCGGCACGCCAGGCGAGGGCAGGUUCUUCUACACCAACGCUAGCUCCUUCACCACCUCGAUGGCCAUCUCGCCUUCAGCCGACUACAUCGCGUUCGGUGAAGCCGACGGAAGUGUCCGUCUGUGGAGCUCUUCGUCCGACACGUCCAACUUGCGCUUCAACACGUUCGCCUCUUCUUCGCUCGAGUUCCCCGACAUGACAGACCCAGCGCCCUUCGUCAACUGGUCCACAGAGACGCCACUGUCGUCCAUCGGCAUGCCGCACUACACCGAAAAGCUCAUGUCCUACUUUGAGUACGAGCAGUACGUCUCGGAAGCAUCGCCCCUCUUCAAUCCUCCAUCCAAGAUCGAUCCUGCCGUUCUCAACAAUCUCAAGACCGUCGACUACUUGGGCUAUGCCAGUCUUCCACCGCAUCUGAGGGGAAAGAGGAACGUCGUGUCAGGCAAAGGACCGGGAGGCAUUCGAGCCAGUGCACUGCAUCGGCCCGAAGACCGCAAGAAGAUCGGAAUCCCGCUCUUCCGCAGCGAAAAGGAGAAGGAGCAGACCAAGAAGGCAGCCGCCGCAGCAGCGGCAGGCAUCACUCCAGCAGACAAGAAGAAGAAGAAGGCAGACAAGAAAAGAGCCGAGGCUGGCUCGGAAAGUGUGUCCACCUCGGCAGAUUCUCGACCAGAACGCAAAGCAGCCUCAGAGAAUGCAUCGACCUCGCGCACGGUCAACAGCACAUCCAAUCUGGCCAGGAUGGACAACAGCCCCACCGAUGACGUUGCUAUGGGUCAAAACGACGAUGAAGACAACGCAUCUGGACGAGAACGCGACUCGGACGACAGCAGCGACGACAGCGAUGCAUCCGACGAGGAAGAAGGGCAAGAGGACGUCGACACAGCAGAAGCCAUGCUCGUUAAAGGACAAAUGCCUUCGUACUACCGCUUCAAGACCAUCCAGUACUCAAAGUUCGGUGUCGAAGACUUUGACUUUGACUUCUACAACAGGACGCAGUACAGCGGUCUCGAAACCCACAUCCAAAACUCGUACGCCAACUCGUAUCUCCAAGCGCUUCACUACCUGCCGCCCUUCCGGGAGACGGCCAAGGCACACAUCCUGCAGAACUGCCCGCGCGAGAACUGUCUGCUGUGCGAGGCGGGCUUCCUGUUCCGCAUGCUCGAAGAUGCCAGAGGCGCCAACUGCCAGGCGUCCAACUUCCUUCGUGCAUUUGGCAACAGUCAGAAAGCCACCAGCCUUGGCUUGAUGGACCGCGAGGACAGCUUGACCAACCAGUCGAGCGCCAGUGGAGCGAGCAAGAACGAGAUCGUGUACAGCCAGCUGGUUCAAACCUUGAACAGGUUCGUAUUGGACUGCACCGCCAACGAAGCGCAAGCGUCGACGGACAACUCGACUGGAAGCAAUGCGCCGACAUCGAGCUCGGCGCCCAGUCGUGCAUCCCCUGCUGGUGCACCUCCUGGCUUAGGACCACCUCUCAGCAGCAACCGCGGCGGCGGACUGAGUCCAGGACGAAGGCUCCCGGGCGACCCGACGUCUCCCACAUCGCCGCUGCCAGCGGAAUCCACCGUGUCCGCAGCCACCUCGAGCGUGGCCAAGCUCUUUGCACUCAACACGGUCGCCAAGACGGUCUGCAUCCACUGCGGCCGCGAAAACACACGCAGCAAUCCGCUGCUGUCUGUCGACCUCAUCUAUCCUCGUCGUGCCAUGUCCAACGAACCUGCGCCCGCCUCCGACUUUGCCACGGUGCUACGCGCAUCGCUACUGCGAGAAGUGCAGAACCGAGCUCCCUGCCGAGCCUGUCAGUUUACCGCCAUGUUCCGAACCCGCCGGGUGAUGCCGGCCACGUCGGAGCUGCCUCGUGUUCUGUCAGUCAACGCCGCAAUCCAGGCUCCCGAGCACCUGCACUACUGGUUGGAUGACAACCAGAAGGGCGGCAAAGCAACACCCGCACGAUCGAACGGGCAGCAGCAGCAGCCAUAUGGCAAGGGGUCGUACAUGGGCGGCAUGCAUGGUAACAACCAGCGCGGUGGUGGACCAGCCCUGCCAACAGGCCCGCGAGCCGACAAUAAAGCAACAGGCGGAGACGCCAAACGCACUUAUCUUCCGCCUCGCAUUGCUAUCGGCGUCCAUGGUGAGGAUUUGCGCGUGCUUCCCAUUUACACGGCCGCCGACCUGGACAGAGCCAAGAUGUCGCUUGGACGGCAAGCGGCGAUCUACAAGCUUCGAUCGAUGGUGGUGCAGAUCUCGGCGGAGAAGGAGCAGCCGCACCUGUGCGCCAUCGUUCGCGUCCCGGAGGCCGAAUCGAUCGACGCAGCAGCAACCACAGCAACGACGCCCAAGCUGACCAACGCGACCAUCGCUGGAGGGGUCAAGAAGAGCGCCAAAGCCAAAGCGAACGCGCUCGGACCGUGGCAUCUAUUCAACGACUUCCUGGUGCGCAACAUCUCGGAGGGCGAAGCGCUGGGUUUCCAGAACGCAUGGAAGAUGCCGUCGGUGCUCAUGUGGGAACGGGAAGACGUGGAGCCGUUGUCGAUCCUCGAGCUGCGCCAAGGACGUACGUCGAUCGACCCGACCAUUCUUUGCCGUGACUUUAACAUCUCGCACCACCGCGAUCUGAAGCGGAUCCGUCACAGCCUGCUGUCGGAAGAGGAGCUGCCUGGGCCGGGUACGUUGGUUGCGAUCGAUGCCGAGUUCGUGGCGCUCAACCAGGAGGAGUUGGAGAUUCGAUCAGACGGCACACGCUCGGUGAUUCGCCCCACACGUCUUUCUCUCGCUCGUGUCUCCGUAGUCCGCGGUCAAGGCGCGCAAGAAGGCGCGGCGUUCAUCGAUGACCACAUCUACACGCAAGAAGAAGUGGUGGACUAUCUCACCAAGUUCUCUGGCAUUCUUCCUGGCGAUCUCGACCCAGCCACCUCCAAACACACCGUUGUGCCGCUGAAGUCAGCCUACAAGAAGCUGCGGCUGCUCGUGGAUCGCGGGUGCAUCUUCAUCGGCCAUGGGCUCAAGAAGGAUUUCCGCAUCAUCAACAUUUUUGUUCCGCCAGCGCAGGUGAUUGAUACGGUGGACCUGUAUCAUUCGGCGAACCACCCGAGACGGUUGAGUUUGCGAUUCCUGUCGUGGUUCCUGCUCAAGAUCGAUAUUCAAUCGGGGGCGGCGGCUAACAACCAGAUCACGGCGAGGGAGGAAGCGGCGUCCAAGGCGAGCGGGGAGAGUAAGGAGGGGAAGGAGGUCAAGGAGAACGUGGCCCAGUCGGCAAGUGGUGCUGGAUCAACGGCGGUGGAAGGAGGUCACGAUUCGAUCGAGGAUGCGCUCGCUGCGUUGAAGCUGUUCAGACUGUACGAGUCGUUCAACAAGGAUGGUAGGCUGGAGGACGUGCUGGAGGAUAUCUACGAUGUUGGACGUCGACUCAAUUGGAAGCCGCCGAAUGCUACGUAG